ACACCGCGACGCUAUUGGCCGUGCUCGGCGCCACCCGGCAGUAGUUACGGAAGUCAGCCCCACUUCUUCCUCUUUCUCUCGGAGGCGGCCUCAGCGGUGUGCAACGCAGCCAUGGCCAAGAUUAAGGCUCGGGACCUGCGCGGCAAGAAGAAGGAGGAGCUGCUAAAACAACUGGACGAUUUGAAAGUGGAGCUAUCCCAGCUUCGCGUCGCCAAGGUGACAGGCGGCGCCGCGUCCAAGCUCUCCAAGAUACGAGUUGUCCGCAAAUCCAUCGCCCGUGUUCUCACCGUCAUUAACCAGACUCAAAAGGAAAACCUCAGGAAAUUCUACAAGGGCAAGAAGUACAAGCCUCUGGACCUGCGACCCAAGAAAACUAGAGCCAUGCGCCGGCGGCUCACCAAGCACGAGGAGAAGCUCAAGACAAAGAAGCAGCAGCGGAAGGAGAGGCUGUACCCGCUACGCAAGUAUGCGGUCAAGGCCUAAUGGAAGGGCAAUAAAGUGCAAGACUGGCUAA
Messenger RNA from Microtus oregoni (creeping vole), 514 nucleotides. RefSeq names its product ribosomal protein L35 (gene Rpl35). The coding region runs from base 112 to 483 and encodes 123 amino acids. The record is from RefSeq and is a predicted model, not a curated record. Lineage: Eukaryota; Metazoa; Chordata; Mammalia; Rodentia; Cricetidae. The transcript has 4 exons. Gene Ontology annotation, cellular component: ribosome; cytosolic large ribosomal subunit. Gene Ontology annotation, biological process: maturation of LSU-rRNA from tricistronic rRNA transcript (SSU-rRNA, 5.8S rRNA, LSU-rRNA); translation. Gene Ontology annotation, molecular function: mRNA binding; structural constituent of ribosome.